AUGAGUUCUUCCUCUGGUCAGAGCAGUGGCUAUGAUCUCUCCUUCAAGAUCUUGUUGAUCGGUGACUCUGCUGUAGGAAAAAGUAGCCUCCUUGUUAGCUUCAUCUCCAACUCUGUCCAAGAUGUUGCCCCCACAAUUGGUGUUGAUUUUAAGAUCAAGGUGUUCACAGUAGGUGGGAAGAGAUUGAAACUAACUAUUUGGGACACAGCUGGACAGGAAAGGUUCAGAACGUUAACUAGUUCUUACUAUAGAGGAGCGCAAGGAAUCAUUCUUGUUUACGACGUGACGAGAAGAGACACUUUCACAAACUUAUCAGAAGUGUGGUCUAAAGAAGUAGAACUCUAUUCAACUAAUCAGAAUUGCGUGAAGAUGCUAGUUGGAAAUAAAGUUGAUAGAGAUUCUGAAAGGGUUGUGAGCAAGGAAGAGGGUUUAGCACUUGCAGAAGAGUUGGGAUGUCUGUUUUUUGAAUGUAGUGCCAAAACUAGAGAAAAUGUGGAGCGAUGCUUCGAGGAACUUGCACAAAAGAUAAUGGAAGUUCCUAGUCUUUUGGAAGAAGGAUCUACAGCAGUAAAAAGGAACAUUUUAAAGCAACAACAGGAAUCCCAAGCAUACGAAAUUGGUGGCUGUUGCUCUUAA
Molecule: messenger RNA, 636 nt
Organism: Sphenostylis stenocarpa
Lineage: Eukaryota; Viridiplantae; Streptophyta; Magnoliopsida; Fabales; Fabaceae
Source: the annotation of a GenBank genome assembly